Penicillium verhagenii is the source of this 2382-nucleotide messenger RNA. RefSeq names its product putative phospholipase A2 (PlaA). Lineage: Eukaryota; Fungi; Ascomycota; Eurotiomycetes; Eurotiales; Aspergillaceae. The coding region runs from base 1 to 2382 and encodes 793 amino acids. The record is from RefSeq and is a predicted model, not a curated record. The transcript has a single exon. Gene Ontology annotation, cellular component: cytosol. Gene Ontology annotation, biological process: glycerophospholipid catabolic process. Gene Ontology annotation, molecular function: A2-type glycerophospholipase activity.
AUGGGAGCUGCAAGCGCUUCACGGCUGCGCUGGACAGUUCCCCCAGCAGCAAUUGCGGCUUAUACUGCGGGUCAAUGGACGCAGCCUAACAGACAUCUCCAAAAAACCCACAUCUCCACAUCUUCUGCUCAGUACGAUGCCAAUUCAAAGUCUAGGAGCUCUUCGUCCGACAAAAAUGACUCUCAAUUGGCUGAGAGUCAGGCAUCUGUCUGGACAAAAAUUGUCCAGAAGCUUGACGAAGUGAAACAUACUGUUGGGGUACCAGAGUGGGGUGAUCUAGGGGGAGGCAUUACAAACUACAUUGUCCCCGAUUGGGCACGAUUGCUACCAGCUACAGCACAAAAGCUCCAGCGCGAGCUUUCAUUGGCACCUGGCUCUUUAGCAGACGAUAUUUGGAAGGAGGCACAUGAUGCAGAGGCCAACCCAGAGAUCUUGAGAAAUGCCAAGGUGCGGGUAAGCGGAGAUCUUUGCCAGGAGGAACAGGAAUUCCGAAACAAAAGAAAGCAGCACGCCGUCAAAGCGUUGGCAUCAUAUCUCAAUAUCUCUGAGGGUGACAUUCACCCGGAUGAUGUGCCUGUUAUCGCCAUGUGCGGCUCGGGUGGUGGACUUCGUGCUUUAGUUGCAGGUACAGGGUCGUACCUUGCUGCACAGGAAUCAGGCCUGUGGGAUUGUGUAACUUACACUGCAGGCGUCAGUGGCAGCUGCUGGCUUCAAACCCUAUACCACUCCUCUAUUACUGGCAGGAAUUUCAACAAGCUUGUCGACCAUCUGAAGAGCCGAUUGGAUGUACAUAUUGCCUUCCCACCAAAAGCGCUGAACCUUCUCACUACUGCCCCCACCAAUAAGUAUCUUCUCGGUGGGUUGGUUGAGAAACUUAAAGGAGACCCUGGCGCAGAUUUUGGGCUUGUGGACAUCUAUGGCCUUCUGCUUGCGGCACGACUGAUGGUUCCGCGUGGUGAAUUGGGCGUUGUAGACUCAGAUCUCAAGUUGUCAAGCCAACAAGUCAAUUUGUUCAGUGGUGCGCAUCCUAUGCCUAUCUACACCGCUGUGCGACAUGAAAUCCCUAUGGUAGAGGAUGAUGAUCAGGGCACAACACCCGAGCAGAUGAUGAGGAAGGCAACCCGCGAAGCCUGGUUCCAGUGGUUUGAGUUCACCCCAUAUGAGUUUUUCUGUGAGGAACUUAACGCUGGCAUUCCCAUCUGGGCUUUAGGGCGACACUUUCAAGGAGGAGAGAGCCAACUUUCUCCUGAGAACUUUCCUAUCCCCGAACUACGGGUGCCCGGUUUGAUGGGAAUAUGGGGAAGCGCCUUUUGCGCCACUUUGUCUCAUUAUUACAAAGAAAUCCGGCCUCUCGUAAAGGGUCUUGCCGGCUUCGGUGGAAUUGACUCUCUUAUUCAAGGCAAAAAUAAAGACCUGAUUCGAGUUCAUCCAAUUGAUCCGGCCACCAUCCCCAACUAUGUGCUGGGAAUGAAAGAUCAACUCCCCGAUUCAUGCCCAGAGUCUAUCUUCCAGAGCAGCCAUCUUCGCCUCAUGGAUGCUGGAAUGAGCAACAAUCUUCCCAUUUACCCUCUCCUUCGGCCUGGUCGAGACGUUGACAUUGUUGUCGCCUUUGAUGCAUCUGCAGACAUCAAACGCGAGAAUUGGCUCUCAGUCGUAGAUGGUUACGCCAAACAACGAGGUAUCAAGGGCUGGCCUGUGGGUGCUGGAUGGCCCCAAGAGGGCACAAGCCUGGAAGCCACGGAAGAAGCGCUGCGUGAGCCACAGAAUAUCACGGAGGAGAAAGUGAAUAGGAAGAUAAAUGAAGCUCAAAGUCGGUCCGAAGACAGGCUCAAUUCUUCGAAAAAGACCGGGUCUGUAAAACCCGAUUCCGACCUAGGCUAUUGCAACAUCUGGGUUGGCACGACGGAGGAACGCACCUCAAAGGACGAACCCCCGCCCUCCAAGCGGCUUUUCCAUCCCGAAACCGUCGGCGACCACUCCGAUGCAGAUUUUCACCUCAUGCGACCCGAUGCUGGUAUCGCCGUUGUAUACUUCCCUCUUAUUCCUAAUCCCUCGGCCCCUGAACUUCCACCUGCUACCAAUGGCAGACCUCUUGCGGCCGCCCAUUCCAUUCAGUCACAGUCCAAAGAGGAAGACGAUGGACCCACUCCCCACCCUAAUACCAUUGACCCCGAUGUGGAUGACUUUUUGUCUACCUGGAACUUCAUCUACACCCCUGAUCAGAUUGACUCUGUUGUUGGGUUAGCCAAGGCCAAUUACUCCGAGGGCGAUCAACAGGUGCGCCGGGUUGUUCGCGCAGUCUAUGAACGCCGAAAGGCUGAUCGGUUGCGCCGGGAGGAGGAAGAGUCGCGCAAACGCAUGGAGGGAUUUGUACCCUUGUAG